CUAUGCUUCAAGGAAGACCAGGUAAACAAGAAGGCACUGUCUCUAAACCAGAAAGAGAAGCCGAGUUUUCUGGAACUUUAGUCAUGGACCUCUGCACUCCGGAAUUCUGGGCAGUAACUCCCGCGCCAGGUAGCAUCCUGAACCAACUUUGAGUAUCAACAGGAAGUUACUGGGUAUCAAACAUUCAAGAUCAUAACUUACUGCUUCAGUAACUUGGAAAGAGAAGAAAAUCAGAAUUGAAACCAUGACGAAGAUAACUAGAGCCAGCUCUGCAUCCCCUCCAGAUGGAGGCUGGGGCUGGAUGAUUGUGGCCGGCUGCUUUCUUGUCACCAUCUGCACCCGGGCAGUCACCAGAUGUAUCUCCAUAUUUUUUGUGGAGUUUCAGACAUACUUUGCUCAGGAUUACUCCCAAACAGCAUGGAUCCAUUCCAUUGUAGACUGUAUGACAAUGCUCUGUGCUCCGCUUGGGAGUGUUGUCAGUAACCAGUUAUCCUGUCAAGCGGGGAUUAUGCUGGGUGGCUUGCUGGCAUCUACUGGCUUCAUCCUGGGUUCAUUUGCCACCAGCUUGAAGCACCUCUACCUCAGUCUGGGAGUUCUUACAGGCCUUUAUUAUGAGUAUUAUUAUCCAAUAAAUGGGAAUUUCGAUUUAGAAAAGAUAGCACCUUGCCUCGGGUGUCUGAAGAAUUACCGAUAUGUUUGCUACCUCUUUGCUGUGGCACUAGAUGGGCUGUGCUAUCUGUGUCUCCCAAUGCUUCAAAGCUUCCCUCUUCUCGUGCCUUUCUCUUGUACCUUUGGCUACUUUGAUGGAGCCUACGUUACCUUGAUCCCAGUAGUGACUGCGGAGAUAGUAGGGACCACCUCUUUGUCAUCAGCCCUUGGUGUGGUCUACUUCCUUCAUGCAGUGCCAUACUUGGUGAGCCCACCUAUUGCAGGAUGGCUGGUGGACACGACAGGCAGCUACACUGCUGCCUUCCUUCUCUGUGGAUUUGCCAUGAUAUUUAGUUCCAUCCUGCUUGGCUUCGCUAGAAUUGUAAAGAGAAUGAAGAGAACACAGGUGCCUUUCCUGGCCAAAGACUCAGAUCCCAAGCUGCAUCUGUGGACCAAUGGAUCAGUGGCCUACUCUGUAGCAAGGGAGUUAGAUCAGAAAGAUGAGGAAUCCCUGGCUAAAGCCAGGUCUGGUUGCAACCUCACAUGACCUGUGUGGCCUCCUCCCUGGGAAUCUUCAAGGCUGAUGGACCCCAGGCCACCAGGUUGUUCAUGGUCUGGAAAUAUUUUAUUUUGACAGAGUAUCACCUCUUAAGUAAAUUAUUAAUACUGUUUUGCUAAUAUAUUUAUAUGGGGAAAACAACGAGCAACAAAGAAAUCUGCAGUAGCCUGGAGUUUUCUCAUUUGGGAUUUGUACUCACUACAAACAUAGCUUCAGGGGGGUAUUUCAGGGCAAUUCCAAGGCAGAGGCCAUUGAGAACAGUUUUGUCAUCACAAAAUCGGCCCCACCCCCUCAUUCUGAACAGAAGAAGAUUCAGAUGUGGCUUAAGGGCAGAGUGCUUCAAUGUUUAGAGUGGCAAAGAAGUUCUUGAGAGUCUUUGAAAGGCAAUGAUUAAUGUACAGCAGAUGUUCUCUUAUCAGUUUCCCUUGCCUCUUCCAGUGGGUAGACAUGACUUUGAGAGACCCAACCAUCAUCAGACACCAUGGCUAGAAUGGACUUCAGAGGGUGGCUGGUGGUAAUACUUUAUUUGAAACUGUCUUGUUGAAACAGGAAGCUCUUUUCUUCAAGCUGUGCCCCCAACACGCACUUCUGUCACUACCACAUACUGACUCUAAAUGUGACAUAAAUUGUUCAAUGGUGGAAUAACUGCUCCAUCUUUUCUGAAGUGAGUGUAACACCCCAGGAAUCUGAAGAAAAAAAAAGAUCUAAUUUGAACUUUAUACACAUUCCUUUUAGGAAUAGAAAAAUGUUGACAGUAUUCCAAUUGAGCAGUAGUUGAAUUCUCGAAUCAGCAGGUAUCUGGUGGGAGUCUUCUUUGCAAAGCAGUCUUUAGGUUCAUCAUUAUCCAGAAGAGGGCUUGAGGGUUUUCUUAUCAUACAAGAUGGCCGUUGGAGCUCACCGUGUCCCUUGUUGGAUCAUAGUCAUAAAUCUGACUCACUGGCUUGGAAGUGUCUGUUCCUUCUUGAAAGCCAGACUUUCCUGGGACUUGGAAUCCUUUCUGAAUUUUUAGAUCAGAGAGGACAAGGAUAAAAAAGAAGAAGGGUGGAUCCCCCAUCAUAUCUCCAGCUGUUUUCAAAUCCACACAAUGACAAUUCCUGAAUCCCCAAUCAUGUCCCAUCUGCAAAGAAGGACAAGUUACAUAAUUAAAUGAGUUUUUUUUAAUUGUUCAAGAGUUUAAAUACAAGUCACAAGGAAACAUUUUGAUCUCAAAGGCCAUGUAACCUACUGUCCCCAAGUGGUCUCAGAGUGGCUUUUGCCAGACAUGGUGCUGGGAGAAAUAACAAAGCAUUGAGGAAUGGCUGAGUGGCUGAGUCCUCCCUUGAACUGGGUGUGUUUAUGUUGCUGUAUUGCUUUCAUAAUGAGAUACUGGUUUGAUUUGAUGGAUACUAGUUCAUCGUAGCUUUUUACAGAGAAAUUUGAAUGUUCUGUUUUUACUCAGCCUGGGAUUUUAGUUUUGAAUCCAUUCACUUUGUUAUUUGCAAUUUUAAAAAUACUUCGGGUAUAUCUGUAAAAAUUCAAAGUUAAAAUGAAAUACUUGUUUUGGAAUAGCACUUUACCUUAAAUGUCAUUUUUUAAUCAUAAAUGUUUUUUUAAAAAGUAAGUUCUCUUAUUUGUGAGCUUGUAUUGAUUAUUGUAAAUUUUGUUUAUGUGAUUCUGUAAUAUAAUUUCUCUAUUGUGUUUAUGAAAAAUUAAGAUAGUGAUCAAAGGUUUUAAAAUUUAUAUAACUGGUCUACAGAGUGAGUUCCAGGACAGCCAGGACUACACAGAGAAACCCUGUCUCAAAAAAAAAUUAUAUAAGAAUAUUUUAGAUCUUUUGACUUUAUACCUGCAAUAAAUUUGCAUUAUAACUUUCUUGGGGCAACAUUUUUGAAGAACCAGCAAGAAAAACUGUAGAUCUUAGAGUUUACAGUUUGGGCAUCUGCACAACAUAUUACUAAAACAAUAUCUCUGUGUAUUUAAACAGUUGGUUCCAAAGCUAAGGAAGUCGUGGGAAUGGGGCAUUUUGUGGAAUUGAGAAUAAACCUGUAGAGGAAUGAUUCUAUGCCUUAAAUAUUUGUUCACCCAACUAUAAGUUCUUUGUAACUGACUAAGUAGGAAAAAAGGACAAUAUCUAACAUUUCAAUGUGCCAUUCUUUCUUUUGCUUAAAUUAGAAUUUUAUGAAUGGAUCAGAUGUGUAGGCUAAUGUUUUCCUAGUUCAAAGGCAAAAUAAAACUGAUUUAUAGUCACA
Messenger RNA from Grammomys surdaster, 3435 nucleotides. It is a transcript of the gene Slc16a12, whose product is annotated as solute carrier family 16 member 12. The coding region runs from base 245 to 1195 and encodes 316 amino acids. Lineage: Eukaryota; Metazoa; Chordata; Mammalia; Rodentia; Muridae. Gene Ontology annotation, molecular function: monocarboxylic acid transmembrane transporter activity. The transcript has 7 exons. Gene Ontology annotation, biological process: monocarboxylic acid transport; transmembrane transport. The record is from RefSeq and is a predicted model, not a curated record.